AUGGUCAAGGGAGACGGGCGCGGCACUGAGAGUUGGCGUACCUUGCAGCAGCUCCUCAGAAAUGAUGAAGGAGGAGAAGAAGAAGAAGAAGAAGAUGAUGAUGAUGAUGAUGAUGAUGAGGAGGAGGAGGAGGAGGAGGAGGAGGAGGAGGAGGAGGGACAGACCAUGCGUUUGGCAGACACAGACAAGUUAUUCUGAGUUCUGUUAGCCCUUCCUCACAACUUCAGGAUCAUUUGGUUGACCGGGUCCGGCAGUCGACUUGUGCAUGGGAUAGGGAAGAGAUAUUGAAGUCAAAUCUCAGCGCAUAAUUCCUCGUCAUAAAGGAUCCAACGCGCUUGAGAUUAUCAGGGCGCGUUUAAAGCCAUGGCUUGGAAGGUUGCCAAAUGACGCUUCAACUCAGACAACUCAGUCGGCCCGGUCGUUUUUUCGUGAGUUGAUUGGCCGGCUGGUUGAUUGCAAUUCAAACUGCGAUGUCUGCUACUGAAUGACACUCGCUCACAAAUGUGUGUGGAGGAGGUUUCACUAGACUGCCUUAUUUUCGCAGACUGUUAGAUAAGUUAAGAUUCUUAUUGAUCCAACUGUGAAAAACUCGGCGCCUGAGUGGAAUUGAACCCAUGACAGCAAGGGGAAGGCUUUAGUACAGCGAACGUUUAAGCCACCUGAGCCGCGAGGCCCACCGGAAGACUUGAGUUCUAUCACAUUUGGGUCAAGUUACGUGCUCAGCCGACUGCAAAGUCUGAAAUCCAUCAAAUUUGACACAGUAAGCUGACUACUCAAGCAGGAUUCCCUAAGUAAUUCACCUAGAAUCCACCAGAUGACUACUAGGCUGACGUAGGUCCGAAUCCCACCGAGGCGCCGUUUUUUACAGUUGGGUUGAUAGGAAUUUCUCAAAAUCUGCCAAAACAUCUAGAAAUUGUGAUUCGGCAUUGCACCAGUACUAUUAUCUCUUACGGUAUCUUCACUACCGUCCGAACGCAGUCUCGACUAGUCGGUCGGACUUACGAGUCAGGGAGCAUGUCUCAUGCAAGUGCCUUAGGGGUGCAAGGCCGUGAACGCGAGGACGCUAAACUGCUGCCCUCACUAGGACUGCUACUGGCGCUGAUGAUGAUAAUUUUGGUGGUUCUGGUAGUGAUGAUGAUGAUGAUGAUGAUGAUGAUGAUGAUGAUGAUGAUGAUGAUGAUGAUGAUGAUGAUGAUGAUGAUGAUGAUGAUGAUGAUGAUGACAAGUGCGACGAUCCCGGAUGA
Messenger RNA from Spirometra erinaceieuropaei, 1244 nucleotides. The record is from the annotation of a GenBank genome assembly. Lineage: Eukaryota; Metazoa; Platyhelminthes; Cestoda; Diphyllobothriidea; Diphyllobothriidae.